AUGCCGGGCAGGAGCGUGCUGGCGCUGGCGCUGGGGCUGUGCCUGCUCCUGCCCUGCGCCGGGCAGCAUCACCGGGAGGAGGCUGAGCGCAUCAUGGCGACCACACCGGUCAUCGAUGGGCACAACGACCUGCCCUGGCAGCUCCUCAAGAGGUUCAACAACCAGCUGGGGCUGCCGGAGGCCAACCUCACGCUGCUGACCGGCACCCACACCAACAUCCCCAAACUGCGCAGCGGGCACGUGGGCGGGCAGUUCUGGUCGGCGUACGUGCCCUGCGACACGCAGAACAAGGACGCGGUGAAGCGCACGCUGGAGCAGAUCGAUGUGGUGCACCGCAUGUGUGAGCUCUACCCCGAGACCUUCGCCUGCGUCGUCGACAGCGCCGGCAUCCAGCAGGCCUUCCAGAGCAACAAGGUGGCCAGCCUCAUCGGGGUGGAGGGCGGCCACUCCAUCGACAGCAGCCUGGGCGUCCUGCGCACCUUCUACCACCUGGGCGUCCGCUACAUGACCCUCACCCACAGCUGCAACACCCCCUGGGUUGACAACUGGCUGGUGGACACUGGGGAUGAGCCACCCGUGCACGACGGCCUCUCGUCCUUCGGGAAGACGGUGCUGGAGGAGAUGAACCGCCUGGGCAUGAUCGUCGACCUGGCCCACGUCUCAGUGGAGACAAUGAAGGUCGUGCUGAAGCUCUCCAAAGCCCCCGUCAUCUUCAGCCACUCGUCCGCCAACAGCCUCUGCCCGCACCGCCGCAACGUGCCUGACGACGUGCUGAAUAUGGUGGCCUCCACGGGCAGCCUGGUGAUGAUCAACUUCUACAACGACUACGUGACAUGCAGGGACACGGCCACGCUGGCCGAUGUCGCAGACCACAUGGACCACGUGAAGAAGGUGGCCGGUGCCCAGUCCGUCGGCUUCGGUGGGGACUACGAUGGGGUCACGAGGCUCCCCACUGGCCUGGAGGACGUCUCCACGUACCCCAUGCUGGUGGCUGAGCUGCUGGCAAGGAACUGGACGGAGGCAGAGGUGAAGGCAGCCCUGGCCGAAAAUCUGCUCCGAGUCUUCAAAAAGGUGGAGGAGGUGACCCUGCAAGGCACGGCUGCCCGCGAGACGCCCAUCGCCUUUGAGGAGCUGGAGGGGACGUGCCGGACCAGCUACGGGUACACCAAGAGCGGUGCUGGCACGCGGCUCCGCGCCCGGGGGCCCCCCGGCCGGGCCCCCCCCCCCCGCCCCUUCCCGCCUGUGCGCCAGCCCCAUGAGCCCAAUAAAGCCGUGCUUCGAGCACCGCCGGCAGCGCGCGGCCGUGCCGGGGCCCUGCCGGCCCCGCCAGCCCUGGCACAUCACCGGCCACGCUGGCAUGUCACCGGCCACGCCGACACCCUGCCGGCCACCCCGGUGGGGCAGAGACAUAGGGGCUCGGUGGGCACCCAGCCUGGGGCACCGGGAAGCCGUCAGCGCACCGGGAGUGACACAUCGCUGCAACACCCGGCCAGGGUGGCUGUAGGGCUGCCUCCGCAGGAUGCUUACAUUAAUCAUUAG
Nipponia nippon (crested ibis) is the source of this 1539-nucleotide messenger RNA. The record is from RefSeq and is a predicted model, not a curated record. NCBI's taxonomy places the organism in Eukaryota, Metazoa, Chordata, Aves, Pelecaniformes, Threskiornithidae.